Molecule: messenger RNA, 2967 nt
Organism: Silurus meridionalis
Lineage: Eukaryota; Metazoa; Chordata; Actinopteri; Siluriformes; Siluridae
Gene: ttc12
Product: tetratricopeptide repeat domain 12
Exons: 21
Coding region: 71-2191 (706 amino acids)
Molecular function (GO): protein binding
Source: RefSeq, a predicted model, not a curated record
UUGUCAUGGUUACGAUUCUGCGGCGAGGACGCGCAGUUUGAUGGUUGUCGGCUGAAAGUUGAAGAGAAAUAUGGCGUCGUGUGAAAGUGAGGAUUUGGAAAGGUUCUUGGCGAACGUGGAGCAGAUAAGUGAGCUGGUGAAGGAGAUGAACUCUGCUGAUGUGGCCACUCAGAAGAAAGCUGUGAAAAAAGCAGACUGCCUGGUUGUGUCAUUGGAGGAACAGAAAAUGAGUAAAAGUCACAUCAACAGGACUGUGAUUAAUACCAGUCCCUCAUGUGGGAGCAGACCAGUGAAUGCAACUUGUGUAGCCAGUGAGAGUCCAGAGAAUUUCAGGAAAGCUUUAGAAAAGGAUGCAGAGGAGAGAAGAAAGAGGAGACAAGUAAAAGAGAAGGAAGCAAACGCCCUAAAGGAGAAAGGAAACCAAGCGUUUGCCCUGGAAGACUAUAAACUGGCUGUCAAGAUGUACACAGAAGGUCUAGAGAAGCUUCGUGACAUGCCAGCACUUUACACAAACAGAGCCCAGGCCCUUAUCAAGCUGAAGAAGUAUAAGGAGGCUAUAAGUGACUGUGAGUGGGCCCUAAAGUGCAAUGAGAAGUGUAUUAAGGCAUAUGUCCACAUGGGAAGAGCACAUCUAGGAUUAGGACAUUUUGCUGAGUCCAGGCUCUGUUAUGAGAAGAUAUUGGAUACCGCACCAGAGCAUGAACCCGUUGUGAAAGAUUAUCUGACACAAGUGGAUUUGGAAGAGAAGAAGGUCCUUCAGGAAGAAACAGCACUCAGGGAGUUCAACGAUGGAAAAGAAGAGGCUGUGGCAAUUCCUGACUUGCUGACAAAGCUGGAAAGACCCAAUAUGCACAACCUUUAUUACUGUGGUGGACUGGAGAUUCUCACACAAGCUGUUAGAGACAGUAUUGGUCAGACGUUAUUCCGAUUAAACAAUGGCUUCAGAGUUAUCGCUGACAACAACAAUAUAAAGACCUGUCUUGCACAGACUUCUAAAGAGCCUCACAGAGAGGAGUUAUGUGUUUCUGUCCUCAGAUUAUGGAAAAUGGUUUGCAGUGGAAAUGAGGAAAACCAGCAGCUGUUACUGCAAUGUCUCAGCACAAGAAAACAGAUUGUCCAGUUGUUAACCUCCACUUCAUUAACAGUCCAGCAGGAAUGUUUAACGCUAGUCUGCAUGUACUGUCAGACCCAGCAUGGAAGACACUUGGUAAUUGAAAACCUCAAUCUGCUCAGAAUGGUAGAGAUCUUGAUUGACUGCAUAUGCAAAGAGGACAAAUCAGGAUCCACUGCCCUUGCUAUUCUGGAGAACUUGGCUGGAGAAAAUAAGUUUCGCAUCCAGUCUAGAGAGAUCUUUACAACGGUUUUCGCUCCUGCUUUUGAGCAUUUGCUGGCAAAUAUUACAGGAUCCAGCCACAUCCUGCUUCCUCGUUUUAUUUCUAUGAUUGGGGCCAUGUCUGCUGAUGAAGUCGUUAUUAACAAGCUGGUAUGCCGUGAAGAAUUUUGGAAGAGCUCCUUCUCAGCCAUGGGCCGAUGUGCCAGCUGUGAAUACAGAAAUAUUCUCUAUCCCCUACUGGGCUUGAUGAUCAACAUGGCUUCUAAUCAAACUCCAGCUAUUCAAGAGGAUGCCAUUGUGGGCUGUACAAGAUGUGUGGCUCUGCUUAGUGAUCCUGAUGGAGGAAUCAUCACGAGAGCAGUAGGAUUGCUAAGCGUAGUUCUCCCAAAAUCAGAGGAUGCCAUUCAGGAGGUCGUGCAGCAAGGAGUAGUAAAGAAACUGCUGAAGAUUCUCAAGGGUGAAGGGCAAACAAGCUCAAGAUACUCAAUUAAAGCUAUGGCAGUGUGCACAGCCUCUAGCCAGCAGGCCCGUGAAGAGCUGGUGAAGCUUGACAAGAGACUUGUGACCAUGAGGAAGCUCCUGGGCAGGAGUGAUGAGUUGGUGGUAGGGAAUACAGCACUGUGUCUGGGACACUGUUUGACGGUACAGGGAGCCGCAGCCAGUCUCUUGGGCACAGAUUGCGUGAUGCUUCUACUGCGCCAAGUGGCUGGCAAAUCUAAAAGAGCUGACGUGCAGCAGAACGCCGCCAUCACUUUGGGGAAACUGUGCAGAGCUGAGCCCAGGCACCUGCUAAAGCUCAGGGAGUUGAAUGGUUUGGAGAUCCUUCACUCUUCUAUGCAGACAUUCACAUGGACGUAGAAUUAGUACCGUGAACACAACAAUACUCCUGAUUUAACACCAUAAAAAGACAAUCUAGGUUUUAUUUUCCAUCCCAAAUCACUUUAAAUGUCUGUUCAGGCAUAACUUUAUGACCACUGACAGGUGAGUGAAUAACAUUGAUUAUCUCUUCAUCAUGGCACCUGUUAGUUGAUGUGUAAGAAGCAGGAAAAAUAGGCAAGCAUAAGGAUUAGAGCCAAGGGCCAAAUUGUGAUGGCUAGAUGACUGGGUCAGAGCAUCUCCAAAACUGCAGCUCUUGUGUCGUGUUUUCGGUCUCCAGUAGUCAAUAUCUAUCAGAAGUGGUCCAAGGAAGGAACAGUGGUGAACAAACACAAUAUUAGGCAGGUGGUUAUAAUGUUAUGACUGAUCAGUGGCUACAAUGUUAUGCCUGGUCGGUGACCAUAAUGCUAUGCUUGAUCAGUGUAUGUCUGAAUAACCUCAUUCCCAAAAAUGGCUCAAAUAUCAUAAAGGUUAUUUAUUUAAUAUCUAUAAAAAAUCAGGUGAAUAACUUUAAUCAACCAUUAAACUAUAAAAUAUAAACAAUACUAUCACCCAGCUGUUGGGUGAUAACGCAAAGACAUCACAAAAUCCUUAUGUUUAAUUUGCAUUUAAAGCAAAAUCCAAUUUACAUUACAGGCAGGAGGAAAAGUAUAAAAUGUCUGACCAGGAAUUGUCCUGUGUUCUUCUCAACACCGAUAAUCCCAAAGUGCUUAAUGUAUUUUGUCACAUCCAUGCUGUAAUAAACUUCUUUAUUAAGA